UCAACCAACUUUGCCUAUAAAAUGAUACAUACUUUCUUAAUGUUUCACCACCAAACAAAUUCAGCUCCCUCUCUCUAUUAAUGGAUUCCUUCCCUAUAAUGGCAUCAAGAUCCCAAAUGUUGAAGACAUUAGUGGUAGUGUUAUUGGGGGUGGUUUUAAGCAGCCCAGGAUGGGUUGAGGGGAUAAGGAUUGUUGAAGAUGAAAACAGCAAUAAUUUUUAUGAGUUGGAGUAUUCAGCUAUAAACUGCAGGGCUCAUGCUGCAUCCAUUACAGAUUUUGGAGGGGUUGGGGAUGGCAAAACACUCAACACGAAAGCGUUUCAGAACGCUGUGAAUGAGUUGAGCCAGUAUGCAGACCAGGGUGGUGCUCAGCUCUUCGUCCCCGCUGGUCGCUGGUUGACUGGAUCUUUCAAUCUCACCAGCCAUUUCACUCUUUUUCUUGACAAGGAUGCUGUUCUUCUUGCUUCUCAGGACAUAAGCAGUUGGGGAGUGGUGGAGCCAUUACCAUCAUAUGGUCAUGGAAGGGACACUUCUGGUGGAAGAUAUAUCAGCCUCCUUUUUGGCUCAAACCUUACUGAUGUUGUCAUUACAGGAAACAAUGGGACAAUUGAUGGGCAGGGAGAACUUUGGUGGCAACAAUUUCACAAGAAGAAGCUAAAAUACACAAGGCCAUAUCUAAUUGAAAUCAUGCACUCUGAUAAUAUUCAGAUCUCAAGUUUAACCCUUCUUAAUGCUCCUACAUGGAAUGUUCAUCCUGUUUACAGCAGCAAUGUAAUCAUUCAAGGUCUCACAAUCAUAGCUCCAGUAACAUCUCCAAACACUGAUGGAAUCAACCCAGAUUCUUGUGCAAAUGUGAGGAUUGAGGACAACUACAUAGAAUCUGGAGAUGACUGUGUGGCAGUUAAAAGCGGUUGGGACGAAUACGGUAUAAAGUACGGCAUGCCUACCGAACACCUGAUCAUCCGGCGACUCACCUGCAUUUCGCCGUACAGCGCGGCAAUAGCGCUGGGGAGCGAAAUGUCCGGCGGGAUUCAGGACGUUAGAGCCUCAGACAUCACGGCCAUCAACACAGAAUCCGGCGUGAGAAUCAAAACCGCCGUAGGCCGCGGCGGCUUCGUCAAGGAUAUAUACGUCAAGGGGAUGACACUACACACCAUGAAAUGGGUGUUUUGGAUGACAGGGAACUACGGUUCUCACGCCGACAAUAAUUACGACCCCAACGCCUUGCCGGAGAUCAAAGGGAUCAACUACAGAGACGUGGUGGCCGACAACGUGAAGAUGGCCGCCCGCCUGGAGGGGAUUUCCGGCGACCCCUUCACCGGAAUCUGCAUGUCCAAUGUCACCAUAUCUAUGGCACAGAAGGCCAAGAAAUAUCCAUGGACCUGUACUGAUAUUCAGGGAACUACCAGUGGAGUGGUUCCAAAACCCUGCGAAUCCCUGCCUGAUCAGGGCUCGGAAAAGCCUGAAAUGUGUGAUUUUCCGGCAGAGAAUCUGGAAAUCGAAAACAUAGAGUUCCAGAAAUGUUCUUACAGAAUAUAUUAUUGAUGAGUGAUCCUUCACCCUCAGAUAAUAAUAUAUACAUAAUGUAAUGAUGUACCAAACUUCUUGCUUUCAGCUAUGAAUAUAUAUAUGGAGCCCAUGCUUCAAUUGGCAA
Ipomoea triloba (trilobed morning glory) is the source of this 1653-nucleotide messenger RNA. Its product is annotated as probable polygalacturonase. Bases 81 to 1544 code for a protein of 487 amino acids. Gene Ontology annotation, molecular function: polygalacturonase activity. The record is from RefSeq and is a predicted model, not a curated record. Gene Ontology annotation, biological process: carbohydrate metabolic process. The transcript has 6 exons. NCBI's taxonomy places the organism in Eukaryota, Viridiplantae, Streptophyta, Magnoliopsida, Solanales, Convolvulaceae.